Kwoniella botswanensis is the source of this 3810-nucleotide messenger RNA. RefSeq lists its product as uncharacterized. Lineage: Eukaryota; Fungi; Basidiomycota; Tremellomycetes; Tremellales; Cryptococcaceae. The transcript has 5 exons. Gene Ontology annotation, cellular component: vacuolar membrane. Gene Ontology annotation, molecular function: ABC-type transporter activity; ATP hydrolysis activity; ATP binding. The record is from RefSeq and is a predicted model, not a curated record. Gene Ontology annotation, biological process: transmembrane transport. The coding region runs from base 1 to 3810 and encodes 1269 amino acids.
AUGUUUUCAACAGCUCCUUUCCUCACUCCCCUCCACUAUAUCAUCCCCGUCAUCCUCUUCGUACCCUUAAUAUUCGUCCUCUUACCCAAACCAAAACCUAUCGAUCCUAUACCUGGUAUACGACCCAUAACCGUCCAGCGGAUCACCCCGCGUAAAUCAACCAUAUCAACCUGUUUACUCUUACUAUCCUUCCUGGCUUUUGGUGAUAUAGCUAUUCUGGCUUCUGAUCUGGUCACAGAGAGAAUAAGGAAUGGUGAUCAACCCAUCAAUAUCCCCGAUUAUCUCAAAGGUGGAAAAUUGGCUGGAGAAGUCAUUUACACUUUGGGUCAAUUGAUUGUCUACGGUCUGGCAUUGGCGGGCGUAUGGUGGAGAGAAAAAUGGCAAUCUAAAAGUUUGGUUACUCUCGCCACUUUAGCUUUGGGUUUGGAGAUUCCUAAUCUUGUUGGAUUGGUCUUGAGAGAAGUACACACUCACGGAUACGAUAAGAUCUUCACUAUCCUCUCCCUUGUACCUUCAUCCUCUCGCUUACUCGUUUUACCCAUUCUGAUUGUCACGUUGCUCUCUCCGAGAGUAUCAUACGAACCAGCCGAUGAACGCACUGGACUACUCACCGAGUCAGGUGUGGAUGGACGUGUUGAUCCUUCUUCCAGCGAAUACGGAACUUUCGAUGACGAUUCUCAAGAUCCUACUAAGACCACUACGACCACCACUGGAGCACCUACAACGCCCGUACCAGGUGCAGGCGAGAACACAACCAACGCCAACGAUAACCCCGCCGCAAUAGCAGCAACCGUUGCUGCCGCCAAAAAGAUCAAGAUCACCAAACAGCUCGGUGUGAAAAAGCAAGAUGAAAAAAAGGAAGAAUUAUCUCUGAGAGAAGCGUGGUUCAAGUUCAGACCCCUCAUUCCCAAAUUAUGGCCAGCAACAAGCAUCAAACUCCAAUUAUUCGCUGCUAUGACUGGUCUUAUGAUCAUCAUCGAUCGAAUACUGACACCCUUGUCACCUAUCUCAAUGGGACUGUUGAUCAGAGCGUUAACCGAAAGGAAUCAACACGAUAUCUGGAAAUGGCUCGGAAUCUACUUGGCAUUAAGAUUGUUGAAUGCGAAUGGUACCCUCAGUGCUAUUCAACAAGCGUUCUGGUUACCCAUCGUGCAGUAUACAGAUAGGGAAAUGCAAAUGCUCUGCUUCAACCAUAUUUUGGAUCUUUCUUUGGCCUACCAUACGAAGAGGAAUACCGGUGAAGUGAUGAGGAUCAUCGAAAGAGGUUCGGCGGUCAACAAUCUAUUCAGAACAGUCUUAUUCAGCGUCAUACCGACUUUUGCGGAUAUCGCUAUUGGAUUUUCGGUAUUCCAGUACUUAUUCGGACCGAUCAUUACUUUCACUGUCUUACUCUUCAUGAUACCUUAUAUGUGCUUCACAUACUACUCUACAAAAUUCCGGAAAUACAUCCGAAAAGAAUACAUCGAAAAGGACGUUCAUCAGCGAGGAGUCGUAUCGGAUGUUCUAACUAAUUGGGAAAGUGUUAAAUAUUUCACCGGAGAACCUAGAGAAGUAGAAAGAUUCACCAAUGCCGUUGGGGAUUUACAAAGAGUAGAAUGGCAAUGGGAUAUGGGAUUCCAAGCUGUCUAUGCCAUCCAAUCGUUACUUCUCACUUUGGGAUUCGCCUCGGGAGCUAUACUGCUCUCAUGGAAUAUCAUGAGAGGUAUAGGUGAUGCGGCAUUGUUCGUCAUCUUUAUCCAAUACUAUGGUGCUUUCACCACACCUUUAAACCAACUUUCAAGUCUAUACCGAUCGAUCAACACCAACAUUACCGAUUCGGAGAAGAUGUUGAAAUUGUUAGCUGAACAAACUGAGAUUAAAGAUUUGCCCGAUGCGAAAGAACUGAUCAUCAAGGAUGGUACGAUCGAAUUUGACGAUGUGACAUUCAGCUACGAUGAUAAAGUCACUGCGUUGAAGAAUGUCUCUUUCAAAUUGGGUAAAGGCGAAUCGAUGGCAUUGGUAGGAGAGACCGGAUCGGGUAAAUCAACAAUCUUGAAAUUGAUUUAUAGAUUCUAUGAAGUUACUUCAGGAAGGAUAUUGAUCGAUGGACAAGAUAUAUCAAAAGUCACACAAGCGUCUCUUAGAAACGCUAUUGGAAUCGUACCGCAAGACUCGGUGUUAUGGAAUGACACGAUAGGAGCUAAUAUCGCGUAUGGAAAACCGGGUGCGUCGGACGAAGAGGUCAUUGCUGCUGCAAUAAGAGGUAGGAUCCACGAUAAGAUUAUGACGUUUGAUGAAGGAUAUGAUACCAUUGUAGGAGAACGGGGCAAGAGAUUGUCGGGUGGAGAGAAACAGAGAGUUAGUCUGGCGAGGAUGUUUUUAAAGAACCCUGCGAUAUUGGUCCUCGACGAAGCUACCUCAGCACUUGAUACAGAGACUGAAAGAGAGAUCCAAAAGUCAUUGGCUGUUUUGUCGAAAGGGAAAAGUUCACUUUCAAUCGCUCAUAGAUUAUCCACCAUCAUCAACUCAGAUAAGAUCGCUGUGAUGAAGGAAGGGCAGAUGAUUGAAAUCGGUACUUAUCAAGAACUUAUCACUAAAAAAGAUGGUAUCUUUGCUAGAAUGUGGAAACGACAAAUCUACACUGAGGCUGAACUACUCGACGACGAGGAUCUCGAAAAAGUAGCCAACACUCUUCCAACCGCUGACGAUUUGCGAUAUGCUCAUGCUCAUCCUGCUGAAAAAUCUGGUACCAAGAAAGACAAAGAUGAUGAUGAUAAGCCUGAUGGAAAAGCGGAGCAAUCAACAUCUGAUCAACCCUCGUCAUCUACUAUAGCCAUGGCUCAGACUGAAGAAGCAACUUCAGCGUUGAUCGAUCUCGAGGACAAGGCUGGGGACCAAUCUGUCGAAGGAUUCGCCGUCGACGUGCCACCUCCUAUUGUUGAUAAUCCAGAAUACGGAUCUUUCGCCGAUGCCGUCAAAUCGCCAUCUCCCGAGGGGUCUGGCGCUGCGAUUGUUACAGCUGCUCCUGAGCCUCCCUCCAAGCCACAUGAUACCGAAGAGGGCAAAGACGUGCGAGAGUCGACCCCAGACGAAGCUGAGCCGACUAGCGCUGCUACUGGACCUUCCUCCGUUGUCGAAACUCAGGAUCCCAUCGCUGCCGCCAAACCGGAAGGAAUAGAGGAUGAGUCUAGCGAAACUCCUAAAGCUGCUCCGGAAACUGAGACUACUCCCGAUACUACCUCAACGCCAGUUCCUUCUGUACCAUUCCCAUCAUCUCCUUCUGCAUCACCCAAGAAAGAAGGAUCAGUAUCAUUAUCGCUCAACUCACCAUCUCGAAAAUCUACCGAAGGAUCUUCCUCGCCCGUCAAAGCAUUCCCCACUGAAUCACCCAAACCUGGAUCCGUUCCAUUCCCUUCUUCUGCCUCUGGUAAACCCGCCAACACAAAAAGAUGGUCUACCAUGUCUGCCUCUCCAUCCAUCGCCUCUGCCUUAUCUUCCACCGGGGACGGGGCACCCAUGGGAUCUUCCCCUUCUAAAUCUGAUACUUCAGGAGGAGAUAAGUCGGAUAAGAGACGUAAGCGGUUAAGUUCGAUCAAAGGGUUUGUCCGACGAAUAUCAGAUCAGGGAUUGACUAGAUCACCUAGUGGAUUGAGAUCACCCGCUUCAGAGGAUUUGCCUCCUAUCUCGGGAAACACUGAAAAUGAUCACGAAGUCAAUGAGAGUACGCCUUUGGUUGGACAAGGAGAACAAAGAGAGAGGAGGGUUAGUACACAUGGAGGGAAAGAUGACAAGAAAUUGUCAAAGAAGAAGAAGAAACAUGGUAAACAUUAG